UUGCAAGCUUCAACCACACACGUGCAAUUGAGUUUUUUGGACCUCAUUAUUUCAUUAAUUUAAUCGAAAUAUUGUUCGUACUUAUUACACCAGUCGGUUUUUACGAUCAAAUUGUCCAAGCACAACCAUGAGGAAAAGAAAAAUUCCUGUUCGCAAACACAGAGGAGUGAAAGACCCAGAAAAACAAGCUGAGGCCAGAUUCUCUUUGAUCAAAGACAAAAUUAACAACCCACCGACAGAUGAGGAUAACGUUUUCAUUCCGAGGAAAUUGCGUGAGUUAAAGGAAUCGAUUGAAAGGCUCAAGAAUCCUAAGCCGAAGCAGAUCAAGAAACGAUCAGAUGGUUUGAUAGACACAUCUAUUUUUACCAAGAAAGAGUUUCAUUUGCCUGGCAUGAAGAGGAAAGAAAAGCCGGUGCCAAUUUUCAAGCAAAUGCCAGGAGAGAACCCCAAAGAUUUUCUGAGUAGAAUCAAUCGAAAAUGCCAAGAAGUGAUCCAUGAAACUAAAUUUGAGGAGAAGUUUGAUGUUGAAGUUCAGCGAAACAAAGAGACUGGAAAUAUCGAAGCAGUCAAAGCUCUGAGCCACGAUGAAACUAAUUACCUAAAGAAUAUAACACCAAGCAAGAAGACUAAGAAGGUAGAUGCAAAAAUUGCUGAGAAGAAAAAGAAAAGGCUGCAGAAGUUCAAGGAAAAAAAGCAAGCAAAGAAGCAUAGAGAAGUUGAUGAGUUCACCCGCUAUAAAGACGAAGUACAAUUUGGAGAAAUAGUGCAUGAGCCCCCUAAAUUGUCUGUUUUACCGAGGAGAGCGGAAAUGGUUGAUAUGCCUGGCAAACGAGACCUUCUCUUGAAAGGCAUGCUUCCUAGUGCUGAGGAAAGGACAAAGGUCUCUGUAUUUGAUAUGAAAGUAAAAUCUGACAUUGGAAAAGUUGGGAAGAAGAAGAAAAAUGAAAAAUCCCCUGCUGAACAAAGGAGGUUGGAAAAGCAGCGAUUAGCGGCUGUUCAAGCAUAUAGGGACCUGAAAGCAAGGAACCAGGCCAAGAACAGAGUGGCCUAAAAUUUGCCAAUUGGUUAAGUAAACACCUUAAAUAAAAAGCUCUUUUAUUACAAUUGCAAAUAUAAUGUGUUUUUGCAACCUAAAAAACUUACAAAAUACCUAAGUAACUAAAUGUUUGUAUUGCAUUCUAAAGAUUAACAUGAGUGCUCAAUAAUUUAAACAAGAAGUGAUUUCUUAUGCUAAAAUGUUAAAAAUCUAACAUCAUUAUUGCGCCGUCUAUGUGAUGAUUGCCUAUGCAAGAAUCUAAAUGGCCUUCUGGCAUCUUCUACGCAGCUAGUAAAUUCGAGAGUUGUCUUCUUAUCUAGGAAGUCUAGACUAAGAUGAACUGAGAUAAAAACGUUACUGCGUGAUUUCCUGAUUGGUAAGUCUUUUAAGUUAACAUUAUGAACUUAUUUAUAUCCAAAGAAAUCAUCUAAAUGAGUUAUUUCAAGACUUCUUUUGACAUCUCACUUAAUGAAAUUUAUGGUGAGAUGAAGAUGCGCCAUGCCAUAAUCAAAAUACAACUGAAGGCUUCCAUCUGAAUGCUGCUGCAUCCCUGUAGCAAAAUACCUUGCAAUUGCACACUCAAAAUUAUAUAUCUCGAUACAAAAUCAUUCCAAAAAUAAACUGGUUGGGUGUUUUAGUGUCAGAGCCUUUUAAUAUUUUUAGAAGAGAGUGGAAUUCAUUGACAUCAAACAUCAGGCACUAAAUAAUAAUUUGGUUUUCUUAAAAAAAUUUUCAGUGUACAAGGGUUCAUCUUGGGUAAAAACCAUCUGAGAUAUGAGUUGCCAUCAUAAGAUUUAGAAUUUAGAAAAUUCAUUUCAUUUGAGACGUAGAAUGCGUCACCGAUCUUCCUCUUAUUAAAUGUUAAAGUUUAAGUCAGAUUAACUAAAUCUGUUCUUGGUAUAUGAUGAAUGAGUGACUAACUGCAAGUGCUUUAUUAUUAUUGAAGGAUAGUUCAUCAGCACUAUUACUUGUGAGCUCACGACAAUCACUCAAACGAGUAAACACCUAUUGGCACACAAAUCAAUUAAGAAGUAGUGCAGUAAAUAAUGAGUUGACGUUUGUUACAUGUGUCGCACCAAACAGCGUCAUUCUAUGUGUUUUACAUCACUUUCCUCACUCUCGAUACUCCUUAUUACUGCUGCAGCGAAAAUUGAAAUAUCAAGCUUUAAUUUAAACGAUACAAAACUGCUUGAUAUGAAAGAUAAAAAUUGGCCUGCUAAGGAUACAAAAUUUUGCUUUGAUGACUACAAAAAUCGCAUUAUGUCAAAAUGAUUGGCAGGUCGGUAGCCCAUUGAAUGUGACAAUGUGAGCGUAUGCGUAGCGGUGCCUGAACAGUGUGUAUUCAUGUCAUGUCCCAUCAUCUGCUAUUGUAAAUUUUGCUCCUGGGAUUAUUGAUUGAGUGGCAACUAGUCAGGUAUUUUACCUGACAAUAUUACGAUCAUUUUUUCAUCGAUAUACUUGCCGGUGUCAAUAAUUGGCGAAAAACCCUGACACUGGAGCUCAUUAAAUGAAAUAAACUAAUUGAUUUUGUUUUUCUCUUAAUCAGACCAUGACUGAGAGAGUCUUGUCAGUGUGUCAUUUUUGGCACCCCUUCAGAAGGCACUGCCCGCACAGAUUAUUUUUUAGGUCUAUUUUAUUCUUGAACCUUAUUAUUUAUUUAGCCCCUUAUUUAUUAACUUUUUCAUAAAUACAACAUCGUGUCGUUUAUUCAUCAUCUUCAUAUCAUCAUCUGUUUAAUCCAGGUCAUUGUUAGGAAGGCCGUCAAGACAGGUUAAGGGAAUAUUACUGUCGAGGGGUUUUGGAGAAGCAAGGAAAAGAAGAAAUAAUGGUAGCUUGGUUAAGGAUGAAACAGUUUUAUUAUUAUUAAUUUUUUUGUUAAUUUUUAUUUCAUGUUUAAAUUGAUUUGUAUUUGUAGAGUCGCGCGAGUUUAAGGGCAUAACCCUACCAAUCCAUCACACACAUAAAUUUUGGUGUAUAUAUUAUGAAAGGCAAUUAGUCGUCAAGUAAGUCAACGUUGACUGUUGUCGCACUCUUUUGACCUUCAUGCUUUAUGAUAUGUGUGACGGGUGUGAGCGAGAGACAUGCGGACGCGGAGACAAUAUAUAUAUGCCACGUUUGCUUACCGGCAAUUCGUACUAAAACGUGCAAUUUUCUUUGUUCUCCGCGGGCGGUGAGCGUGAAACGAUGUAAUUUUUGCACGCCACCUAUAAUGCACUAUUAUAUUUUAUUCCCACUACCAUAUUUGGACGCUGAGCGGUGUGGAUAUCUACUCUGCGUACGAGAAAGACUUGGCGCCGAAUAAUUUAUUCUCGUCGCCCAUUAGCGUGGCUCUCUGACACCAUACACAAAUUCCCACGUCAAACACUUAAACUGGAAGAAGCACGUGUGUGUAUUAAACAGGCUUGGGAAAACCGCCGUGGACCGCAGCAACAUAGCAACAAGUUUCAGAACUGGAUUUUGUGCUCGCCGGGAUGCCCCAACGACGCGUUCGAAAUGCAUGCGGUUUUGUCUUUUCUAUUUGUGUAAUAUGCAGUACUUUCCUUGUACUCCUACAGGUUGUUAAAAAGUAAAAAUUGAUUUAUAGCGCGAGCACUAAAUGAGAACGCAUAAAAAACUUGAGGAUUCCACACGGUUUCCUGAUAACGUUUCUGUGAGGAAAAAUUGACAAAAUAUAUUUAGCUUCCUUAAAAAUUUGGUCGCUACGUUUAGGUGCCAUGACAAUGUCCUUAUACGUACACUGUCCUAACAUAUAUAAUGUCCUAAAAAGAUUGAUCAACGUAAAUUUAAAAUAAUAUGUUAAAACCUAAUGAAAAAAUGUCCAAACGCCUAUGCGUUAUGAGACCAGGUUGGCAACACGACGCAUGAAGCUAUAAAAUUGAUCUGUGUGAGGGGGAUGCAGCCAUAAUAUUUAGUUAGUCAGAAGAAUUAGUCUGCGAGUAUUGGUGGUUCAUAGAACGAACAAUUCACUAGAAUCAUAAAAUAAAAUAGAAUGUGACUGUAUGAUUGUAUUUUUUUUGCAAUUGGAUAUUUGCAAUUCGGUACAAUUAUUGUGAUGAGUUAUGUGCAUGCCAAAAGUCAAAAAAAGAUAUUAUUAUUGGCUGACUAUAUAUGGGUGGCACCCAUCUGAGUAUUAAUCGUAUAUUUAUCAUAUGUUGUUUUGGGAGAAAUCAUUAUUUGUGAAUGCAUUUGUAGCAAAAAGCUUAGAAAUAUCUUCAACUUCCUAUGAUGAUUUAAUUUGAGUCCAACAAGGGUUGCUUAUUAGUAGAGCACAUAGCGCCAAAAACAUUUGAACCAGGACAAAAGGAUAAGAAGUGCAACAGCAAAUUUGAAUAAUAGUGUUACAAUCAUAUAUAUUCAAUUCUUCAAAUUCUUGAAUUAACUUGUAGAGCCCCUUACAAUCCCAUGUGUUACAAACUAAGAACUGCAUUGAAAUCUAAGAAAGCAUAAGAAUAGCACGUGUUUUUACCCUCUGAAGAUUCUUGUUAAAUUAAAAAAAAAAACACUCAAUUAUUUUAAUAUUUUCUUCCAAAUAAAACGAUUUAAAAGUAUA
This is a messenger RNA of Cloeon dipterum, 4586 nucleotides long. RefSeq names its product coiled-coil domain-containing protein 137. Lineage: Eukaryota; Metazoa; Arthropoda; Insecta; Ephemeroptera; Baetidae. The transcript is spliced from 4 exons. The record is from RefSeq and is a predicted model, not a curated record. Gene Ontology annotation, cellular component: nucleus. The coding region runs from base 128 to 1051 and encodes 307 amino acids.